Messenger RNA from Suricata suricatta (meerkat), 1070 nucleotides. It is a transcript of the gene MPIG6B, whose product is annotated as megakaryocyte and platelet inhibitory receptor G6b. The record is from RefSeq and is a predicted model, not a curated record. Lineage: Eukaryota; Metazoa; Chordata; Mammalia; Carnivora; Herpestidae. Gene Ontology annotation, biological process: integrin-mediated signaling pathway; megakaryocyte development; platelet formation. The coding region runs from base 104 to 793 and encodes 229 amino acids. Gene Ontology annotation, cellular component: plasma membrane. The transcript has 7 exons.
CAGAAUUUGCCUUGGCUAAACCAGGGCUUGGCCAGGCCUGCGUUGUUCUAGUUCAGUGAGGGCCAAUGAAGUCAGGGUGUGGGGCAUUUGCACCUGCUCCAAAAUGUCUCUCGAAUCAAACCUGCCAGUCUGGGUGGGGCACCAGUGGCCAGGAGGGACAUCGUGGGCACAGAGAGUCAUGGCCCUGGUUCUGCAACUGCUGCCGUUGCUGCUGCUGAGAGCCCAGGGAGACCCUGGUGCUUCACUGGACGGCCGCCCUGGAGACCGGGUGAAUUUCUCCUGCGUAGGGGUCUCGCAUCCCAUCCGCUGGGCCUGGGCGCCUAGCUUCCCGGCCUGCAGGGGCCUGUCCAAAGGACGCCGCCCAAUUCUGUGGGCCUCAUCCAGCGGGACCCCCACUGUGUCUCCCCUCCAUCCAUUUGCUGGUCGCCUACGUGCCCUGGACCCUAGUAUCCGGCGGCUGGAGCUGCUCCUGAGCGCGGGGGACUCAGGCACCUUUUUCUGCAGGGGCCGCCACGAGGAGGAGAGCCGUACUGUGCUGCAUGUGCUAGGGGAUGGGGCUGAUUGCAGGGCUCUGGGACCUACCCACGGGUCUGUGUAUCCCCAGCUCUUGAUCCCACUGCUGGGAAUUGGGCUGCUGCUGCUAGCACUCGGGGCGUUGGGCGUGGUCUGGUGGUGGCGCAGGCGAUCACCUCCGCACCCGCCUCGACCACUCCCCAGAUUUGCUCUGUCCCCCCCAUAUAGAUCCACUGAUGACAGUCGAGACCCAGAGGCCAGUAAAGGAGGAGGAGCCUAAGAUCACAGGGGACCUGGACCAGGAGUCGCAUCCAGUACACAGCUGUUCAACACAGAGGUCUGUGGCAGACUGCCAUUAGGCCCAUGUUUCACGAACGAAACCACAGGUUGAGGCUAUGACAACAACAGGGGAACCGGCAGCAGCGUUCAUCAUUCAUCACGAGAGGAAGUGGAGACUGAUGCUAUAAAGAGUUAGAGCUCUGAUUUUAGGAAAGGCCUGCUUUGUCUGAUCUGGGGAUCUGGCAGUGACAGAGACAGGAAGAACACUUUUGAUAGCA